This is a messenger RNA of Asterias rubens (European starfish), 7542 nucleotides long. Its product is annotated as contactin-2-like. The transcript is spliced from 20 exons. The record is from RefSeq and is a predicted model, not a curated record. Bases 350 to 3499 code for a protein of 1049 amino acids. Gene Ontology annotation, biological process: cell-cell adhesion. Gene Ontology annotation, molecular function: protein binding. Lineage: Eukaryota; Metazoa; Echinodermata; Asteroidea; Forcipulatida; Asteriidae.
CUAGGCAAAAUCAUCGUUUGCGACUCGAUAGUUAGCAUUAAGUGUGUAGAGAGCCUGCUCAGUCUAUAUAUUUAGUGAUGCAAAACCGCUUGAUGAAAUCGUUUGAUCCCUGUAUUUGCUCUGGACAUAAAUUUGACUCCUUCACAAAAUAUUCCUGGUCUUCUUGAUUUUGCGUAGGUGAAUGGAUAAGGAUCUUAAGGCAUUUUGUGUGAGGAAUUUUUAUCGAUAACAUUCAGCAGAGCUAUUUUUCAUAUUAUACGUACAUGCAGGGCCUACAUACUUAUAAGGCAUUUGAGUUUAAUCUCCAUCUUGAGUCAUCACCAGGUAGCAGAAUCAACAUUUUGAUAUCAUGAUGUUUCAGGGAAUAAAACUGGUGCUGCUUAUUGGUGCUGUGGUCAUCUGCAAAGCCCAGGAAUACACGGGUGUUGAGGGAACCGGUCCGCACUUAGUGAAGCAACCGCUUGAUGAGAUCUUUAAUGUGGAUAGUAGCAGCAACUCGGUCAUCUUGGAUUGUGAGGCAGAGGGUGAUGCUAGUCCAGACUAUGCUUGGAAGAAAGAUGAUGUCAUGAUCGACCCAGCGGUGGAUACUAGAUACACUGUGGGUAGAGGCAGGCUAACGAUCACCGAUCCAGACCAAACUGACGAUGUGGGCAGCUAUCAGUGCUUUGCCAGCAACCAGAUCGGAACAAUCAUGAGCAGAAAGGCAAAGCUUGAAAUAGCUUAUGUUGCCCUGUUUCCGGACCCACCACCCAGUAACAUGCAGGUCGAACUUAACACAGGAGUAUGUAUAUCAUGCAACCCACCAGAGAACUACCCAGGACUGACAGUGAACUGGUACCGAAGCAUGAUUCCAGUGUUUCAGAGCAGACAUGCACACGUUGCUGCUGAUGGUAGACUGUGCUACACCAGCUUCAUGGAAUUUGACGCAGGCACCUAUGUCUGUUAUGUGACUAACAUCAUCAACUCUGCUGGGGGAUCGUCUGUUGUUAAGUUCAGCGAUUCAUUUGACGUCACUGCUGCUGAGGCUACCAGUGAUGCUGAGUUCGGCCCUCAAGUGGCCAUUGGAGUUGAAGAUCAUGAAGUCCUUGUUGACCACGAUGAAAUUAUACUAAGUUGCUUCUUCUUUGGAAACCCCGAACCGGAACUGACCUGGCAGAGGAAGAGCCCAGCAGGUGCAGACCUACCACUCGGUGCAGAGCUCCGAUUCAACAACCAGCAUUUGAUCCUCAGGAAUAUACAGAUUGAAGAUGCUGGGGAGUAUGAAUGUAUGACCACUAAUGGUGGAGGAAGAACAUCUGGAACCAUUACUGUCCGAGUCCCACCCACCUGGCUGCAAGAAAUCUCUGACAUCGAGGGGAACAUCUACGGAGACUUAUCCAUGAAGUGUAAAGCAGAGAGUCCCGAUGGCGUAACCUACACAUGGUACCGCAAUGCUGAGGUGAUCCAAGACCUUCCCAGGCAUCAGUUCAGCAACGGUUUGAAGACACUCACCAUCCAGAAUCUGACUGUGGAAGACACCGGGAUGUACCAGUGUAUGGCUAGUAAUGAAUACGGCCAGAUAUACACCACAGCACAGGUCACUGUACAAGCCAUUGCACCAUGGUUUGAGACGCCCCUUGAGGUGGACCAGCCAGCACCCCGUGGUGGCUCAGUGACCAUCCUCUGCCAACCUAAAGCUGCACCCACACCCGUCAUCGUCUGGACCAAAGGAAGCGAGACCAUUGAGAACGGUGGCCGCUACACCGUCAUGGACAACGGUGAUUUGAUGAUCAGUGGUGUUAGUGAUGCAGAUGGAGGAGACUACACCUGUACGGCUACCAAUAGCAUGGGAACUGAUUCAAGCACUGGUAGCUUGAUCAUCAAGGAUGGUACAGCCAUGGUGGAGCCACCCAUGGCAUUGACUGUAAACGAAGGGGAGAUGGGCACAUUGACCUGCCGUGCAUCACACGAUCCGUUCUUUGAGCUGGAGUAUGUGUGGCUGAAAGAAGGAAUCCAAGUUGAUCCUCGUCUCCCUAACUAUGAGAUACCUCAGAUCCAAAUGGGCGAGCCAAGUCAGCUGCAUAUCAAAGACGCCACUAUGGAUCUAGGAGGGGAGUACAUGUGCACUGCCACCACAACCAUAGAUGAAGUGACGGCUUCGGCCAUGGUGACCAUCCGAGGGCGCCCCGGUGCCCCAGCUGGUAUCAGUGUUGUGGUCAGCGAGUUGACGGCAAACAUCAGCUGGAGUCGUGGUCUGGAUAACAACAGUCCCAUCUUGUCGUACAGUGUGGAAGGCAGUACCAAUCACAUGGCAGAUUGGACCAUCCUUAGAAAUGAUAUCCCUGCGGCAAACACACACAUCCGUCUGACUGGUCUGUCGGCAUGGAGUACCUACAAGUUCAGAGUAGUUGCAGUGAAUGAGAUUGGAAGGGGUGACCCCAGCGAAGAGUCUGAUGAACAAGCAACAGCCCAAGACCGACCAACAACUGCACCCUCUAAUCUCGGUGGUGGCGGAGGGAGUUACGACAACCUGAGGAUCACAUGGGAGCCUCUGCCAAGCCAGGAGUGGAAUGCACCCGGUCUAUUCUACAAGGUCUUCUGGAGGGAGCAGGGUUCUGGAAACGCAUUCCAGGAAGUUUCUGUUAAUGAUUCUACAGUAGGAGUCUAUGUAGCGACAGGUGUACCAGCCUACACACCCUUUGAUGUGGAGAUACAGGUGGAGAAUGACCAGGGACCUGGGCCAAGGACUGAGACUGUGGAAGUCUAUUCUUAUCAACUAAGUCCCGAGGAAGCCCCAAGCUCAGUGACGGCUAAAGCCAUGACAUCCACUUCAAUUAAAGUUACUUGGACAGGAAUUGACUCAAGUGUAAUCACUGGUGAACUCCAAGGCUACAAGGUCACAUACUGGCCAGAAGGCUCCAACAGUGAGCUCGGAGAAAUUGCCACAGUUAUGGGUUCUGACACAAAGACCACCAUUGAGAAUCUUGAUCCUAACACCAUGUACUACCUGAUUGUCAGGGCAUACAGUGGGGGCGGAGACGGACCCUCUAACCCCGAUGCUGCAAUGGCUACCACCCUCAAAUCAGUCACCACAACUGAGAUGCAGACACCUACAGAGCCGAUUGCACCUUUGCAGGCACCUACUGGAGUUGUCCUUAGUAUUAAGGGAACAACCAGCAUGUUGGUGAAAUGGACUGGCAUUACCUUAUCAGAGGAUGAAGAAACACUUUCAGGAUACAAGGUUCUUUACUGGCCCCAGGGAAGUCUUGAAACUGAUGCCGAGGUGGAGAAAGCAGGAAAGACCGCAACACAGAUAACUAUUGAUGGUCUUAAGCCAAGCACCAAGUAUUUUGUCAAGGUCUUGGGUUACAGUUCAGGGGGUGAUGGUGUGACCAGCGACCCUGCAGCUAUUACUACAGGAGCCGAAGGACAAACUGAGCCACGUGGAUCCGCGGCAGGCCUGUCACAAUCCGUUGUUCUCGUACUACUUCCUCUUCUUGUCGCCUUUCACCUCCGUUGAAGUUCUCCGAUCACCCAGUGUCUUUUCAACCCACAGUAAUCUUGUGUAUAUGUUUUUUGAUAAUUAGUCGGCCUAUGAAGCUGCAUGAGGUUGUUACGUUCUAUGAUUCAAUUACGAAUCGAUCCAGAAGUGUUUUAUAUUCUUAAUACUCGGGACAGUCUAAAUCAAUGUAGAUGCGUAGAACAAAAACGGGGAAAUCCAAUAAUAAUUAGAGUCGUAGAUUUCAGAUCAUUUUCGGAAAUUGAUUUUGAUGGAUUAGACGCACAUACUUUUCCAGUUAAUAUUCAGGUAAAACUUUGUCUAUAGCUGUGGGUUCACACUUGUCACACAUGUGGUGCUGUGGGUUCACACGUGUCACACACGUGGUGUGUUUUGUACUAAAGAUAUGAUUUGUACAGAAAUCAGGUUUCCAAAAUAUUUAGUCAACAGUUACUACCGUAGUAUGCCUAUGUAAACAGUACUACAUCGUAUGAAUGUGGUUCAAUUUGAGCUUCGCUUGUACAAAGCUUGUUAUUUUAUCAUUACCCAAGAAGUAGUAAUCUAUGCUGAUGUACAGUCCCUCUUCCGUUAGUUGUCAUUAAUACAUCUCAGUUGUCCUUUCCCCCGAACCAAAGGUGUCCUAAGACAGAUGUUUUACUUUUAUAUGAGUUUGUGAAUAGUGUGUACAGUUGUUUUUUGUAUUUAUGAGUGAGGAAAAAAACCUGUACGUUUUGUUGUGCAUUGACUAUGAUGCAAGUACUUUAUCAAUCGUCUCAGGUUAACUCGACUGCAAACGUUUACUGGAUAAUUGCUGUUCUGUGCUUUGAUGUUGGUUUUGAAUGAAAUCACUUGUGCAAGGUUGUGGGUUGUAAGAUCCGAUGGACUUUGCUGCGUGAUGGGUGGCAAUUUAUUUUCUUACCUCGUGAUCUGUGGCAAUUUAUUUUCUUACCUCAUAUUGUUCUUCUGUGUGCCACCCACGACAAGUUCAUAUCAUUUGGAUCAAAUACAGCAAUGCAAAUUAUGAUUGGGUGAAGUCUAUAACCGUGAGGUGUGUUUACUUGACUUCAUAGAGGGCGAUUGACUCAGUAAACAAUAACAGUCUGGUACCCAUUAAUCCUCAGGCAGUCUAUGCAUGAGAUAAUGAAAGUCUAUGGCUAGCUGAUCAAUGGUUUUGGUGGGGCAGACAUUGGUUGUUCAAAGAAAAUUUGCUUGAAAAUUUGCUUGAUUUUUGUUUUUUCUUUAAAAGAAGAAAAAAAAAAGAUGACAACAAAUUUGAAAAGUUAUACCAAUGAAUGCCCGGAAACUAAAAUAUUAUGCCUGCUGGCCAGGGUAAUGAUGAUACACAGAUACUAAAGUUUGCUUGAGACGAGAGUUUUCUUUUUGUUUUCAGUUCAACUGUUAUUAUUAACGUUAUUUUGUGUGUUCACGUUGAGGCUUAUUUUCAGUAAUUGUAACACUGUUGUUAAAUAUUUUAAGAAUAAUUAUAAAUGUGUCUGAAGUUAUGCAAUUUUUAUCAAGACUUGUUUCUAUGCCUUCAUAUCAUGAACAUUAUCAAACAGUUUCAUGAAAGGGGUUGAGGGUUUCCAGUGGAUUAUUAUCUUCCAUUUUUCACUGAAUGCUAUGAUGCCAGAACAUUUUGCAUGAAGGUUUCUUGAUAUACACGGAUGCAUUGUUAUUUCUUUAGGCCCAUUUUGAAAUCGCUGGUUUCGCUGUGGCUCUGCUUACGGCUGAGUGUUUGAAGCCUUCUACCGGAAGCCUAAGCCAGAUCCAGGGUUAGGAAAGGACAUCAAUUAUCUUAAUGCAUUUGAAAGAAAGCGGACAAUUCCUAAUGUGUAUGGCUCAAGGCUGAACCUGUACUCUGAACUUUGAGUUGAAACUGUUUGAUGUGAAUCGGAGGGUUUUAAAAAGUGAAGUACAUGUAGUAUAGAGAAGGCAGUUAACAAUGUAUGUGAAUGCACCAUGUUUUGAGACUUUGGUAUUUUUUUUUUCAAGAUGGGGUUCUGCUGUAUAAAAAGGCUGGCAGUGUUUCCGUGACAGUGAUGACACACUAACCAGCUAUGCAGUUUGAGUGAUUAAAGAACUAGGAAAAAUGUUGACUAUUAGUAGGUUCAUUCCCUGCUGUUCACGUCAAUGAAACCCCAGUUCAAAAACAACACACUGGAGCCUUGUAUGUGGAUUGGAUUUUUAUUCCCUUUUACGAAGGGUUUUAUCAGACGCCUGAACCUGAAUAUUUUCCUCUUUGUCUCUUAUUCAUUCUGUUAUAGACGGAUUCAUCAGGCUCCGCCCACGGCCCACGUGUGAGCAAGACAACGUGUGCUUUUCCAAUGCCAUUCUGCACAACUCUGCCGCGCGUGCCAAGCAUACGCGCAGGCAUGUCAGACUUUAUUUGUCGAACUUUGGUUGCGCAAUGGGUUGUGAUUGGUCAUUAUGCAAUAGGGCGGAGUUUAAUGAAUCGGUCUAAUGGCGCUUGCGCUGUUAGAUGUGUAAUAAAAUGUAAAGGAUGGACACUGUUUGUAACAGUUGGUCUCUUCAUCUUGCAAGUGAAAUGCCAGAGUGUAAAAGGGUACUGAUUUUUAUACAUGUGUGACUCUAAAAUAACCAAAUAGUAAGCUUUUUUUGCACGUUUCCUAACUUCUUUUUCCAUUUUGCUUCUUUCUGGGGUUUUUCUUUCUUCGUCCUCUAUUAUUUUUUUAACAAAAAUUAACCUUUAAGGUUACUAACUGUGACGGAGCUGAUUUAUUGCAUCCAGAUUUAAUCUGUAAUAUAGUGAAAAGUUGUAAAAAAAAAAUGAUGUGGAGUCUCAAUUUCCAUGAGUGCAUGUUCAUGUUGUAGUUUCGUGUGUGUAAGUGGUUUCGUGUAGCGCUUUGUGGCAGUACUGUAAUUUCAUUGUGACAUAAAAUUUUAAACGAGAUAGAAAACAAGAAGAAAAAAAAUACUAAUAAAUAAAUAAUAUCGAAACCAAAUACGAAUCCGAUCAAUUGACAAGCAAUACUCUGAAUGCAAACAAAUUGGAGAUUUUUUGAUACACAAAGUGUGCAUAUAUUAAUGAGGGUGCUUCCAAACUUGCCAUUGGAUGUUUUGAUGGUGUUGAUAUCUAGCACCAACCCCAUUUGAUCAUCCUGCAUUUUGUAAUAGAUGGGGAAGUCGCCAAUGACUGGCCUUGCUUUGCUUGUAGUAUUAAUGGUAGAGUCCGACUCAGGCACACGCAGUAGCAUUAUGCACACUGGAUAGCUCCAACCAAAGCUGUAGUUUCCCAAAACCCAUUGAAACUGUACUUGACACAAGUGGCACAGUCUUGCACCAAACUUAACACCCGACUGUAGUUUUUCUUAAUCCACGUCCCCAUACACUGGUCCUUCCCUCUAGUCUGAAUGAAUUAUGCCUUAUUAAUGAAUAUGAUAGACUUCAGACAAUGCACUGUAUAGGAAAAGUUGCACGUUCGUGAAUAUGCUUGUUUAAGCCAGAUUAUGCAUUUUCCUAAGUGGCGUAGCUUUUACGACAGAAUACUGUGUAGCAUUAGAACAAGCUCUCUUAGUAUUAGACUGCAGUGGACUAAAUUGAUAGGUAGUAAAUCAUGUCUGAGACCAAAUACUAUUGUAGAAAACAGUAGAGCACAUCUCUCCCAACUUCUAGAAAUUGAUUCCUAAAGCCGUUCCAUUUUUUCAUCGUUAAGACCAUUUGUAAAGAGUGUUAUUAUUACGAUUAUAACCAUUAAACCUAAAUGUUGUAUGAUGUUGUUUAAAGUGUAGUUCACCAUGUUAUUAGAGAUUAGUUUUGUAGAAAAGGUUGUGCUUUUAUGUAGAUCUUGUAAGAGCAUAUGACUGGCAUAAGCUUUGUAUAUGUAAUGUUUCCCGUACCCCAAAUUACAUUGGUGGCGAGGACAUAGUUGAAUCUAGGAUUUCUUGAACUGAUAUUGUUCGCUUUGAUAGAUUCUUGGUAAAUCGUCUCUAAAAGUUGGUUUAGUACCAAAGGUAGUACUUCUAACGCUACAUAAAUUAUGUUAUAACACCCCUUACCAAUAUUCUGCCUUUUCAUUGGUUUAGAGCGCGUCACAUGAUAUGUCU